Molecule: messenger RNA, 1206 nt
Organism: Rotaria sp. Silwood2
Lineage: Eukaryota; Metazoa; Rotifera; Eurotatoria; Philodinida; Philodinidae
Source: the annotation of a GenBank genome assembly
AUGAAAUUUCUGAGGGGGGCCCUUAAGUCAAACAAAGAUCAUCAUAGUGUGAAUAUUAGUGAUCUUCUUAUCGUUGUUCCUGUCUUUGCACAAUGCAUGGAUGUGUUCAGUUAUAUUAUUCCUUUCUUUCAAUCAUUUUCAGAAGCUCGCGGUGCAGCAGCAUCGGUGUUGCGACUAAUUGACGAAGAAAAUAAUGUAGAUGUCAAUGAAACAGAGGUAUGGAAAGAGGAUACAGAAUCGAUUUAUAAUAUCAAUGGUGAUAUUGAAUUUGACAAUGUUAACUUUAUUUAUCCAUCUCGAAAAGAUGCACCAGUUCUGCGUAAUCUCUCUCUUAUUGCUCGUGCUGAUCAGACAACUGCCCUUGUAGGUUCAAGUGGCUGUGGAAAAAGUACAUGUCUAUCACUUUUUCUUCGUUAUUAUGAAUCUUCAUCGGGUCAAAUCACAAUCGAUGGUCGGCUGAUAACAGAUUACAAUGUCCAACAACUUCGACAAAACAUUGGAGUUGUUAGUCAAGAACCCAUUCUGUUUGAUAUAAGUAUUUAUGAAAAUAUUCGUCUUGAUAAGAAAUAUGAAACAAUUGUUGGUGAACGUGGUAUACAGUUGAGUGGCGGUGAAAAACAACGUAUUGCAUUAUCUCAUGCUUUUGUCAAGCAGCCUACAUUUCUAUUACUGGAUGAAGCAACAAGUGCACUUGAUAAUAUUAGCGAAAAAAUUGUUCAAGAAGCGCUUGAUCGAGCAUGCAAAGAUCGUACAACUAUUGUAAUUGCUCAUCGUUUGACUACAAUUCAAAAUGCUCAUCAAAUAUAUGUAUUAGAUAAUGGAAGUGUGAUUGAGCAAGGUACACAUGGAACAUUGAUGGCAAAAGAAGGAGGUAAGUAUCAAUCAAUGGUCAAAUGUCAACAAAUGGGAAGAACCGAUGAUGAUAAAAUUGAUAUAAUGAGCAUGCAAAAAAGGACAGAAGAUGAUGAAAAAUCGAUAAUUGAACGCACUCGUUUUCUUAGCGAUUGUCAAACUGUUGAUGCGAACAAACAAAGUUCAAAACCAUUCAAACAAAGAUUUGUCUCUUUAAGACUCUUGUCAAUGAAUAGUCGUAAAUGGAUCACCAUCUUGAUUGGUUGUAUAGCAUGUUUACUUAAUGGAGCAGCUCAACCAAUGUUCGCACUUUUACUUGCCAAAAUAGUCGAUGUAAGUGAUCCACUCGUAUAA